Ctenocephalides felis (cat flea) is the source of this 4033-nucleotide messenger RNA. Its product is annotated as protein brunelleschi-like. Gene Ontology annotation, cellular component: trans-Golgi network. The record is from RefSeq and is a predicted model, not a curated record. NCBI's taxonomy places the organism in Eukaryota, Metazoa, Arthropoda, Insecta, Siphonaptera, Pulicidae.
AUGCUAUAAAUGCGAUCGAGUGUCAGUUACAUGCUGUCAGCUGGUGGCGGUGAGUGCGCAAUGUCGCAUCCUGAUUAUCCGCAGCACGCGCACCAUCACGCCUGUCUUCUGGUGCUGGUGCGAGGUCUGGGUCUAGGAGGUACCGGCGCCGGAGGCGGAGUCAAGCCGAGGCUAUUCAACAAGAUCUGGGACAGGCUCAACAGGGUGACGAACGUCAAAAUCACAGACUCUGCUGGUCAAAUUCGUGACAUCUGGGUUCGAUACAUUCGGGAACACCCUGUGCAGAACAACGAUUGGGGCGAUUUUCAAACACACAGGCGUCUCUUAGGUUUAGUAACAGUAGGAAAAUAUGAAACUCAAGCAGAAUUAAAUGAAGUAUGUCGUGUUCACGAAUCUCUAAAAGUUAAAUAUGUGAGCACUUUAUUUGAUUCAAGAUGCAUUAUUUUCGGUCCAUCUAAACUAGAUAACAUCACAUCUUUAACCGAAGAUAUCACAAAAUUAGUUCAAGAUUUGAAUGAAGAAGAUGUUACACUUAACACUGGGGAAAAACCUGCUAAAAAAUCAGAAGAUCCAAAGCCUGCCCCUCCGCCACCAACAAUCGUGAAAAGCGAAUCAUCAUCAUCAGAAACAUCAUCAGACCAGUCUCCAAAGUCAAGUUCGGCGAUUCCUGAAAAUGACUUCACGACACCAAGUAAUUUUAAAACCAGGGCACUAUUUUAUUCCGAUACAGAUCCUUGUAUCGAUUUGGAAAUGCAAAUCACUGAUUUCAUAAAUAGUUUGUUCUGGGUUUUGGAAUCCAAACGACUUGAGAGAUCCAGGGAGAAGAUUGAUAAGGUCUCUUUGCUUUUGGCGCCGUUCGAGAAAAAAGAUUUCGUAGGUUUGGAUUUGGAGUCUAGGAACAACAGAAAACGUUGCAUGGGUCGUGUCACCAAACAUUUGGCAGAUUUGACUCUUCAAGCUGGUUUGAUCAACGAUAGCAUCACCUUGUACCAAAACGCUAGUGAUACUUUGAAGACUGUUAACGACUGGUUAUGGCUUGGAGCAGCUUACGAAGGUUUAUGUGCAGCUUCAGCAAUCCUCUUAUACCCCAACACCCGCUACACCAUAAACUUCCAGAGAAAUGCAAGUCUUCAAGAAGGCUCUCCGAACAAAGCCACAAAACACAUGCUGAUGCACAACAAGAAGACCAGCAUCCAAAAACUGACAGAAAAGGAACCUAUCCAAGACAAUUCUUUAAAAUCUAUCACAUCCGAAGCCAACGAUCAAAACCAACAGAGUUCUUUGGUCUCCGAAGGGGGCAGAGUUAAAUUUGGAGGCCUGAUGGCGCAGAACGUGUUAGGAGCUGAAGAUAUUGCAAGGAGAUAUAAGGAGGCUAUCAUACAUUAUAGUAAAUAUCAGAAUGCUGGGAUUAUUGAGACGGAGGCUAGUUUUAAGGCUGCUCGAUUGGCUGUGGAGCAGAAUCAUGCUUUACAGGCUGCUUCGUUUUCAAAUGUUGUCAUUAUCAAUUUGUCUUUGAGUGAAAUUGAACGAAUCCAAAGAUUUGAAACUCUGUCCGAUUUAUACCAACAAAUCGGAUUCAUGAGAAAAGCUGCCUUUUGCCAGCGUUUGGCAGCCACGAGGUAUGUGAGCCAAAAUAAUCCCAACCCGGAUUGGCAGCAGUGUUACAGGCUGAUGCUGGAAAGUUUCACCGGACACAAACUCAGUUUGGAACCUACUGAGGUUAUUGCUAAUAAUAUAGGUUGGCCCGCUUUACAGAUUCAGCUCCUACAACAAUUGGUAGUCUCUGCGAGAAGAAUGGGCAACCCAGCUUUGGCAACUCGACAUCUAACUUUUCUGAUCCUGAUGUGGCAGCAUCUUUCACCAAUUGAAAGGAAGGAAUUUGCCAUGCAAUUGCAGUCUUUGAGUUCCCAAUGUGAAGGUGCUCCUGUUCCUUUGGUCUUGGACAAUGGCAUAGUGAUACCACCUGCAAAUCUGACCGAUUUACCAUUCUGCCAGUCGUUCACCUUGAGCAACCUCAAACCUCAUAUGAGACCACAAAAGAUCGAGACUAGUAAAUUGGACAGUGGACCUUUUUUGUAUACGCCGAUACAUUUUGGGUCGAUGGAUAGGAAGAGUAAUAAGCCUAAAAGCAAAAUGGAAUAUUUGUGGGUCCAGAACGACGUCUGCGAAGUAAAUCUAAAACUCCAAAACCCCUUACCAUUCGAACUUGAAGUCUCCAACAUGAGACUUCUCACCAAUGGUGUAGUCUUUGAAUCUCUUCCUCAAACAGUUAUUCUACCAGCAGACAACGUGGCAGCCCACGUAAAACUAUCAGGAGUCCCUAUAGAAAGCGGUGAACUGGAAAUCUUGGGCUACAGCACCCACACUUUAGGAGUCAAAUCCAACUGUCGUCUCAAAAACAUGCUAAACCGCAACUUUUUGAACUCCUACAGCGUAGAAGUCAUACCCCAAUUGCCCAUUAUGGAAAUCACCACGGAUGUCCAGGAGGAUGUUAAUUCCGGUGCAGGACUUGAGAAUGUUGUGAAGACUGCUAACGUGUCUUUGUACAAUGGAGAGGAAACGGAGUGCAAAGUGACCAUCACCAAUACUGGUACGGUGCCUAUUGAUUAUUUGGAGGUUUCUAUGCAUAGUGCUCUGGUUCCUGAUGUUCAGAAUAAGAUUUUCAAGUGGUCUGAUGAGGAUUUGAAGAAGUGUUUGCCGCUGCAGCCGCAGUGCAGUGCUUCCAUGGUGCUGAGUUUGUAUGGAGAAGCUGAUUUUUUGGGACCUCUGGUUGGUGAUAUAACAGGUGGUAUCAACACGAUGGCAGGUGGCGGAACCAACAGUCUUUAUAGUGCUGGAAGCGGUUUGACCAACUCUGGACAUGCAAGUCUUCCAAGUCGUGUACACUCACCGACCAACACACUUUUGGGAAAAAGGACAGAAUUAACAUCAAGUUUUAGAUCGACUACAUCAGGACAUUCUUCCUUGGCAACUCUGUCUCUUCCGCAUAACACGUUGACAACUCCUCACAGUAGGAACAUUAACGGACAUCUGAUAAUACGUUAUAGUGGCGGUAGUGGAUACAAAGAAGGUUAUUGUCGACAGAGUACAUUGAUGAUUAAUUUGGAGCUGAUACCGAGUGUGCAGAUUACACAUUGGGACGUGCUACCAGCAGAGACGCCUUCACAAUUCUAUCUAGUACUAGACGUGAUGAAUCUGACGCAGCAGGAAAUUUCUUUAGAGUACACGACUGACAAAAAUAUGCUGAUAGAAGCUCAGGAAAGCUGUCGGGUGCCUGUACCAGUCAACAGGUGCCCUUUGGAAAAGAUGCCGCAAGAGGAACCAUUAUCAGAGACAGAUUCUCUGAAUCCUUAUCCAUCAUUUCUACAAGACAUCGAUCGAGCUUGCUCGGAGCACAUAACAGCCCUAGUAGUACUGAAGUGGCAAUUAAUAGGAACACAAAUACACGGUACUGCCAGUCUCAAGGGAAUUAGUUUGGCAUCACACAUGUUGGAUUUGGUCAGAGUUGCACCGUUGCAAUGGGAGGUGACUUUAAACGCCCAGCAACUUCGACCCCAAGAAGAAUAUUCCUGCCAAGCCGGACAGUGCGUCAGAAUAGGUGUGUCAAUUGCAAACCAUUUGCCGAAGCCUUUAUCACAUCUAUCACUGUCCAUAAGUUUCUACCAGGAUCACCAGAAUGGCAUCAACGACUACAGACUGGAAACCAGAGUUGCCUGUACCGGAGCCAACAAAAUUCUCUUACCCUUGCUAAAUGAGCAAGACAAAGCACAUCACGAAUGUUCGGUAGUCUUUUUCAACCCCGGGCGCUACAAAGCCGAUAUUCAAUGCAGUGCCCCCAUACACAUAAUGUCAUCACAGAGCGAUAGUAAAAGGGCCAUGAGCCCCAUGUUGCAAACGCCUGCUCAUAUCUGGAGGUUUAUACCUCCUUUAGAAAUCACAGUACAUGAUUAGUAGUAGAAAAUAUUUGUGAUACUCAAUCAUUACAUUACAUUGUUUAUUUUUGUAAUCACUUUUUAAUAUGCAUUUAUUAUAA